AUGUAUCGGCAUCUUCACCGGGCGAUUCUGGCCGCCCGGGCCGAGGAAAACGGCGCCGAUGCCGUGCCGGAGUGUGAGAUCUCGUCGGCAAGCACCGACUAUUUAGGCUUGAGGAUAGCCUCUAUCUUCGUCAUCCUGGUCGGCUCGGCCAUCGGUACCCUCCUACCUGUUUUUCUGGCCAAGACCUCGAGGCUACGAGUACCCAAGUUAUGUUUCUUCAUCGCCAAGUACUUUGGCACCGGCGUUAUUCUUGCCACUGCCUGGAUGCAUCUCCUAUCCCCGGCUUCUGAUAACCUCCGCGACGAGUGUCUGGCCAACAUCUUGCCGGACUACGACUGGGCCAUGGCUAUCGCGCUCAUGACCGUCAUGGUUAUGUUCCUCCUCGAAAUUAUUGUCUCUCGCUUUGACUUUGGCUUCGGCUCUUCCCAUGGCCACAGCCACAGCCACGGUCACAGCCACGGCCACAGCGGCACCCACGAGCAUGAGACCAAGGGCUCCCACGACGACGAGCCCAGCAGCAAGCGUCAGUCCCAUGACGUCGAGUCCGCUACUAAGGCGGGUAACGACAACGGCAAUGGCAACAGUAGCGGCAGUGGUGGCAACUUCUUCGACUCUAGCCGGAUCCCAGUCCGCCGUGACGACGUUAGCUACCCGCCCGGCGGCGGCGACCAUCUUGGCCACCAGCGUGACCAUGUCGAGGGCGACGAGCACGCCAAUUACGCGGCACAAAUCACCGCCAUCUUCAUUCUCGAGUUCGGCGUCAUCUUUCACUCCAUCUUCAUCGGUUUGACCCUGGCCGUAACCGACAACUUCGUCAUCCUCUUCGUCGUCCUCGUCUUCCACCAGACCUUUGAAGGCCUCGGUCUCGGCGCCCGUCUCGGUAUGGCCACCUGGCCGACCCACGGCACUCGCCGCUGGACACCUUAUAUCCUCGGCUCCCUGUACGCCAUCAGCACCCCCUUCGCCAUCGGUAUGGGCCUCGUGGCUAGCCGCUCGCUUGCCCUUGAAGCGGCCACCAGCCGCGUGGUCAACGGCGUGUUUGACGCGAUCAGCGGUGGUAUUCUCAUGUACACGGCCCUUGUCGAGCUGGUUGCACACGAGUUCAUGUUUAACCCUGAAAUGCGCAAGGCGGGGCUGGGCAUGCAGCUCGCAGCGUACGGGUGUGUGGUGGUCGGUGUUGGGUUGAUGGCACUUUUAGCGAAUUGGGCUUGA
This is a messenger RNA of Dichotomopilus funicola, 1212 nucleotides long. RefSeq names its product Zinc/iron permease. Gene Ontology annotation, cellular component: plasma membrane. The transcript has a single exon. The record is from RefSeq and is a predicted model, not a curated record. NCBI's taxonomy places the organism in Eukaryota, Fungi, Ascomycota, Sordariomycetes, Sordariales, Chaetomiaceae. Gene Ontology annotation, biological process: zinc ion import across plasma membrane. Bases 1 to 1212 code for a protein of 403 amino acids. Gene Ontology annotation, molecular function: low-affinity zinc ion transmembrane transporter activity.